This is a messenger RNA of Gasterosteus aculeatus aculeatus (three-spined stickleback), 7360 nucleotides long. RefSeq names its product mediator of DNA damage checkpoint 1 (gene mdc1). The record is from RefSeq and is a predicted model, not a curated record. Gene Ontology annotation, molecular function: protein binding. Gene Ontology annotation, cellular component: nucleus. NCBI's taxonomy places the organism in Eukaryota, Metazoa, Chordata, Actinopteri, Perciformes, Gasterosteidae.
GGCCAAUCACUUGCGAUUACGAUGCCUCUUGUGGGCGUGGUCCAUUCCUUCCAGGAUGUCCAUGUUUAUAUUCUUUUAUUGUGUCUCCACUGAGAACAGUGUAAGAGGAAUGGAUUCCACGCAAAUACUCAGUGACUCAAUCUUGGAGUCAGAUGAGGAAGAAAAUAAAGGGGAGAUCGAAAACAAGAGGGGGCGACCUUUGGCUAAGCUGUGGGUCUUAAAAAAUGAACACAUCCCUGAGACAGAGAUGCCCCUCUUUCUGGGCGACAAUGUGUUGGGCCGUGACCCCAGCACCUGCACCGUGCCCCUACCAGCACCCUCUAUCUCCAAGCAGCACGCCACCAUCUGCAUCUCCGUCCACAGGAGAAGAGGCCGUCACAAUGAAGCGGAGAUGGAGGCUUUGAUCUGGGACCGAGGGAGUAUGAACGGGACCCGCAAGGGCCACUUAAAGCUGACCCCUAAUGUACGCUAUGCCCUCAGCGAAGGUGACGGUUUGGUGGUGGCAGACGUCCCGUGUCAGUAUGUCAGCUGCACUGUUGACUCGUCGGAAGGGGACACGACGGCCUCUGUGGGCAAACAUUCGGGGGCGAAUGCCGAGUCGCCCGAUGGCUCGGGAGAAGAGGGAAGUGACACAAGCACAGGCAGCAAGAGGUGCGUCAAUGGGGAUACAGAGGCUGGUGUGUUGUUAUCUGAUCAGGAGGACAGUGGGAAGACUUCUGUGUUGACCAGUUGCUUGUCCUUUGAGCAAACUCCAACGCACCCACAGGGGACCCUGGUCCCAGAAUCUGAUUCGGACUCAGACGAUAGCAGAGGAGACGGAAGGCGCAAGGCUCUUGUGUCCAAUUCUGACUUCCAUGAAUCAGGUCCCGUCUGUUCCACCUUCCUGAGUCCCACAAACAAAAUUGUCCCUGAAAGUGAGGAUGAAAGUCCCAUCACACCGCCGUCCUUGGCUAAAAACAGGCCUCACAUACAUGUCGGCUUCAGUAAGGAGGACCACGCCGUUGAGAUGGGCCAACAGCAGCUAAAGAACGAAAACACGCUUGGAGUCAACAUGGACAACAACAAUGAAGAAGAGGAGGAAGAAAGAGCAGCACUGGCGGGGAGUAACCCUGAGGAAAGUGAACACCAUGUGUCAGGGAAACAGGAAAGCAAUGUCAGCCUUACUGGAGAGAAUGAAUUGCCCAAAUCUUCAGCGACAUUCUUGACAGAUGCGAUCCCUGUGCUUGACAUGGACAGUGACACUGAUGUGGAGGGAGAGGAGGACAGAGUGGCAUCUGCAAGCCCAGUGACCUUGAAUGCAAACCAACAAGCUGUUCAUUUUUAUAUAGAUAGUGAUACCGAUGUCGAUGAGGAUGUUCAAAAACCUCUGCCUUCCUCUGCGGACCGCACUAAACCGCUUCAUGUGAUUUCAGUUGUUCAGCCAGAAGGCAUCACCUUCGACAGCGACACUGAUGUGGACGAGGAUGCGGUGUCAGAAGCUGCUAUUGCUACAGCCCCGCUUCAAAGCACAGACGCAGUUGUGUCUUCCCCUUCUAUGCAGGGCAACAAUUUCCACCUGGGCAGUGACACAGAUAUCGAGGAGGAGGAAGAAGAAAAUCAAUGUGGGAAAAAUAGUGUGUGCUUUAAAAUAGAUGAAACUCCCACUAGAUUAGAUAUCCAUCCAACCGGGCUGGAAUCAACACUCGACAGCGAGACAGGGGAUGGCGCUUUUCCCGCCCCGGCCAUCAGGGAACUCUCGGUGGUGUCUGCUGUGGCGGAGUCCGUCGUCACUGCAGAUUUAGGAGCCGUUUUAGGUUUUCUGUCUGACAGCGACACCGAUGUGGAAGACGACUCUUCUCUGCUCACACCCGCUGUUGCCUCAAACUGGUCCACCAAUCCUAGUAUAAUGUCAGAAGCUCUCCAGUCAGAUUCCGGUGCAGACAGGGAUGUUGAUGAAUCCAGCGGGUGCCCUGCUGGGGAUGGGGUCGAUCCCGCCGACCUCAGAGUGGACAGUGACACGGAUGUGGAGGAUGAGGAGAAGGCAGGUGAGAACCAGAUUCCAAGCCUGCGCAGAGAAAAUACUCCCGGGUUGUUGGUUCCCCUCCAGCAGAACUGCUCUACUCCUGUCCAGUCGUCAGGAAGAGAACUGGAAGAUAUGGAGACUCAGGCUUUCCCGAUUGCCGCAUUUGGACGUUUAAGACCUAUAUCCCUGUCUCCCUGCUCAGCCGGCCCGGAGGACAACUUGUGUGUUGUGGCUGAGACCCAGUCGUUCCUUCUUCCUACCAGAGACUGCCAGGGAAGCACUUCAAAGGUCCACAACAAGGACCCCAUCCAGUCCUCUGUUAGUGAAACAUGCAAACAGUCCAUUAGAGGAGAGGCUUUCCAGCUGGGAUUGUCUCAAAGCAGCCACCUGGAGGGUCAGGCCCAAGCUCUAGCAACAGAGAGCACCCAAGCUUUUGUGUCUGCGGUGGAGGGUGUGAAUCUGGAAGAUACCCAAGCAUAUGGAGACAGAGCCUCCUCAGAUAACGAUUCAAAUCUGCAGGCACAUGAAGAUGAUCAGGAACCAGCCAGAUGUUCAGAAAAGUCUGCCAUAGAGGGUCAUGUAGAUUUUGCCCUAGAAGCAACACAGGCUUUUAUUUCCGAGCCUGACCGUGAUUCGGAGGUUGAAACCAAUGAAGAUGAGAGAGAAAACACUGCUGCCGCUGAGACUCAGCCUUUCCACAUCUUCACCUCAUCUACUUCUAUUGCUUUGGCUGAAACCCAACCAAUGUUUAACAUGGAGAUGGAGGAGGAGGAGGAGAGUUUGGAUCACACAAAUCCUAUUCCCUUUGUACUACAAGUCAAGUCCAGCUCACAGCAUGUAACAGAAGAGAAAGAGGAACAGGUGGAGGCAGCUCAACCUGUGGCUGAAACUCAGCCCAUGCGUGUCAGUGAGGAUGAGGAAAUUGAUGGUGAGGAAUUGUUUCCGCAAAAAACAAACGCAAAGCAACCGCGGCUUGAAGAGCAGACACAAACGCUCGCAAAAUUUGAAUUAUCACUUGUUGACACGCAGCCAAUGCACACUGGUCCAGCUGAAGCUCGGCCCGUGGCUACGAGUGGAAAGGAGGACGGUGAUGUUGGGGAUUCACUUCCAGGUCCACGAAAAAGAAAAGCAAAGCAACUGCAGACACAAACACCUGCAAACUCUGAGCUUUCUACUGGUGAAACUCAGCCAGUGGAGACAUGUGAAGAUUCAGAAAGUGAUGAAGAGGACUCUGCUCCAGGUCCACGAAAAAGGAGAGCAAAGCCAUUGCAACUCGAAGACGAGGCGCAGCCCCUCGCAAGCUCCGCAGUUGUUGAAACUGAGCUGUCGGCUACAUGCGUAAGUGAGCAAAGAAAUGAUGGAGACACCCCCCCAGGUCCUAGAAAGAGAAAAGCAAAGUCACUGCCACUUGAAGAAGAGGAGACGCAUCCCCUCACAGCGUCUGAAGUCUCUGCUGUUGAGGCUCAGCCUGUGGCCGCAGGGGAAGAAAGAGAAAGUGACGAUGAGGAGUUAAUUCCGGGUCCACGGAAAAGAAGAGCAAAGCCAAUUCAGGGAGAGGGCUCUACCCAAGAAACUAAAACUGUCACCCCGCCACCGAGGGGAAGAGGUAGACAAACCGAAGCUGGAACCAGUGGCACAACUGUUGGAGGGAGAAGAACAACAAGGGCCAGACGAAGAGAAGAAGAGGAGCAGGCAGAGUGUUCUGAGCCUCCAAAGAGACGGACCAGCAGGGCGACGAAGGCUUUGCCGAGUACUACUCCUACAGUGAGGAGAGGAAAAGCAAGGCUUGAUGAGGAGGAGGGUGUAAAAGAGGAGGAGAUAGAGCAAGACAAACAAGCCAGAGGGAAAUCCUUUAUGAUGCAUCCAAAAGAUAGCAGGGAAGAUGAGGAAACGCUUGAAACGGGAAGGAAAAACAUUGAUAACGACAACCUGAAGAAACCGAAAGGGAGGGAAGAACAGUAUCAAUUGGAAAUGGAAAGAAAAGUUAAAGAAGAGCGUGAAAGACUGCAGGCUGAAGAUGCAGAAAAGUUAGGACGUGAACAAGAGAGAGCGGAAAAAGAGCGAAUAGAGAGAGAAAGAAAGGAAGAUGAAAAGAAAAUAGCUGAUAGGGCACAAAAGGAAAGAGAAGAACAAUUGGAGCAGGAAAGAAAGGAGAAGGAAGAAAAUGAGAGACAUGAAAAAGCAGCAAGAGAAGAGAAGGAGAGAAUAGAAAAGGAAAGAGAGAAAGAAGAAGAAGAGAGGUUAGAGCGCGAAAAAGCAGCAAGAGAAGAGAAGGAGAGAACAGAAAAGGUAAGAAAGGAGGAUGAGGAUAAAGUGAGAUUAGAAUGCAAAAAAGCGGAGAGAGAAGAGAAGGAAAGAAAGGAGGAGGAGGAAAAAGAGAGAUUGAAGACAGCAAAGAGGGAACUAGAAGAAAGACUCGAGAGGGAGAGGAACGAACAAGAAAAAGAGGCCAAAGAAAAACAAACAAAAGCACAACAAGGAAACAAGAAAGAUAAAAACAGCCCCAAAACAACCCCAACAGCUCGAAGAACGGCCAGGAGGACACCAGGAGGGCAACAAGACCCGACCACAUCAGCCAGCGAUGACGUCCCGGCGAGGAGAACCCGAUCUCGCUCCAACUCUUCCAAUUCGGUCAGCUCAGAGAGGUCCGUUUCAAGUGUGAGCACCCAGGGGAGCAGUGGGAGAGGCCGAGGGGCGAAGAGGCAGGCCGCCGUCGCCAGGAGCAGCACGAGAAGGACCGUCGCUGCAGAGCCAACACAACGGGACAUUUAUGCUCUCAUUCCCCAGGGAGUCCUUUCCAGGUCCAACGCUGAGAUUUCCAGCGGCAGCCCGAGCUCUCACAGCAGAGGAAGAGGCGGGAGGCAGCGAGGAAGAGGGAGGAAAACUGAGUCCGACUCCGUCCCUCCUGCCGAUAAGCAGAGUGGCCGGAAUGUGGCUCUCGAACCUACAACCAGAGGAAGGAGAAGUAGGACAGCAGAGGGAACCUCCAAUGAAGUCCCCCCAGAGGAGGAGAAAGAAGAAGCACCUUCUCGGCCGGCUGCUACCGUUAGAGGGCGACAGCGAGCUGAUGCUAAUCAGCCUAAACCCGCAGAUGAGAAGUCCCCUUCGAGUCAAAUGUCUGCCAGGAAAGAUUCACCUCUGCCUAAAAGGAAUGUCUUGGGCAGAGGCCAAAAAGCAGUCAAGGGUGAGACUGUGGAGGUACCAGUAGCUCCUGCAGUCAGUGAUGGGGAGGAGGCUAAGGAGAAAACCAAAGGGAGAAAAAGAGAGUCAAAGGCGAACGCAGAAGAGGAUUCCAGCUUGAGCUCCAAAAUGUCAGAAGCCCAAACAAUCGAGGCAGCACAAGUCCAAGUUAUGAGAAGAGGGAGAGCAUCCAGCGCUCAAGCUAAGAAUAAGGCAAAAGACUCCUCUGCUGAAUCGGAGGUGAAAGAAGAGAGCGAGGAAAUGGAGGAGGGGACAGUGCGUAGGAGAGUCAGAGGUCGUCCAUCAAUGGUCCAGAAACUGAAGAAAGAGAAGCAGGAAGAAAGGAACCUGGAUCCACAUGUGGAGGCAUCAGAGCCCCAGACUCCGUCCAGCAGCGCGUCCCGGAAGAGACAAGCUCUCACGGACUCCUCGCCCGUGGCAAAGACCCCUCGCUCCUCUUCUGCUUCGCCGGCCGCCGGGGGGCAAUUGCGAGCUGCCAGACAGGCCUACAAGGUGCUGUUCACAGGUGUGGUGGACGAAGAAGGGGAGCGAGUGUUGGCUCGUUUGGGGGGCAGCAUGGCCGAAGGAGUGGCAGACAUGAACUGUCUGGUGACCGAUAAGGUGCGCAGGACCGUCAAGUUCCUGUGUGCGUUGGCCAAAGGAGUCCCCAUUGUCACCACGCACUGGCUGGAAAAGAGUGGUAAGGCUGGGAGCUUCCUGUCUCCUAAUGCGUUUGUUGUGAAGGAUCCAGAGCAGGAAAAGAAGUUCAGUUUCUGCUUGCAGGAUUCCCUGGGGAUUGCCAGCAGUCAGCGUCUCUUACAGGGCUAUCAGAUCCAUGUCACUAAGUCCGUGAAACCAGAGCCUGUUCACAUGAAAGACAUCAUCUCGUGCAGUGGAGCUACCUUCCUUCCCAAAAUGCCCUCUUCUCACAAGCCAAAGACUGUCGUGAUUUCCUGUGAGGAGGACUUGCCGCUCUGCGGCACGGCGCUCUCUGAAUCCGUCCCGGUGGUCACAGCUGAGUUCAUUCUCACGGGGAUCCUUCGGCAAAAAGUUGACCUUCAGACCCACAAACUUUCUGUCCCUGCAAAUACUCCGCAGCCUGCAGGCGGCAGGGGAAGGAGCAGGAAGAAGACUUAGCCCCACCUGGGUGCACUGUGUUAAAAAAAAAUAACACUCUCGUCCCACAUAAAUUAUCUUUCAAAUCAGAGACUUUUAAGAAACAUUUGUGAGCAAACUAUGAAAGACUUAAGGAAUGUAUCGAAGCAUAUUGCGGACGUAUCAUGUGUGUAUCUUAAGUGUCGAUGUUGCAUUGCAUUCUGCAAUGAUGGAAGAAAGAUCGUUUUGGAAACUUACAUUUUGGAAAGUCCGUCAUAAGAAGCUGUUCUUACAAUUGUACCUUUUUUUUUUUACCUUUGCAGUUGAAGAAACAACAAUGUAGGUUUUAAAGUUGCAAAUGCUGUGAUGGUGUUGCUGCUAUGCAGGGCAGUAAAACCGUCCGUGUCACUUUUCACCUCCCGUCUUCCCCUCUUUUUGUCUCGAUAACAAGUAGAGCAGGAAUUAACAGGCCUACAGUGAGUUGCUGCUAACCUCUUUGGGUGCUAAGUGCUUUGCCUCAAUCAGCCAGUUCGGCAGGUAGCAAGUAUCCAAGUGGGAGACGUAUAAUCAUGUUUGGAUGGUGGAACAUAGGGACUAGCCAGCAAAUGGGAAAAAACAGCUUUUUUCCUAUGCUGAUAAAGUGCACCGUGCCUUUUUAUAACAAAGUAAUCAUGAAACUACCAGUGUGUCUUAUCCCUCCUGCUCCAUUAACCACCACCGACUCCAUUACGGCUUCAUCCAAUCCUGUUACAGUCAGGAGACGCAACCUACCGGCACCUGAAUGUUGAUGCGGCUUCUACUUUAAUAUCUUGAGGCCAAACGUUUAUCUGUCUUUAUGUAUACAUGUCAUUAUGUUAAAAAAAGGACCAGUAUACAGAACUCACAUUUGGUUUCUUUCUUGACCCACCUUCAAAUAUUCUGUUUGAACUUUCCGUAUCAUUUGGUGUUUUAAAGUCGGCAUCACUAGCUUGUAAUUAAGUUUGAUUUUAUAACUGUCUCACUACCAAAGUUUACGUUGAAAUCAAACCGUGAAAUCUUUUGAUUACCGAUGAAAACAUUAAAUCAUGUCUAUAUUAUGUUUAA